ACGAGACUUACAAGGACUUACGCGUCCAAGAUCAGCCCUUUCUAUCGUAUUUACCACCAUGUCCAGAACAUCCUACGACCGAUACCUCACCGUAUUUUCCCCAGAAGGGCGGCUUUAUCAAGUUGAAUACGCAUUCAAGGCGAUAUCUGGCUCUGGACACACAUCAGUGGCAGUCCGUGGCAAGGAUACUUCGGUUGUGAUCACGCAACGCAAAGUUCCAGACAAACUCUUGGAUGCCUCGACCGUUACACAUUUAUUCAGUAUCACUCCAACAAUUGGCUGCGUAAUGACAGGUCUUAUCGCCGAUGCUCGCCAACAAAUAGCUCGAGCCAGAAGUGAAGCUGCAGACCACCGGCAUAAGUAUGGAUACGAAAUGUCGCCCGACCAGCUCGCAAGACGUAUCGCAAAUAUCAAUCAGGUAUACACUCAACGUGCUGGAAUGAGACCGUUCGGAAUCGCUAUGAUUCUUAUUGGUAUCGAUGCGGAGUACGGCCCUCAAUGCUUCAAACUUGAUCCUGCAGGCUACUUUGUAGGAUAUCACGCGACAGCCGCUGGUCAAAAACAACAAGAAGCCAUGAAUCAUUUAGAGAAGAAAUGGAAGAAACUCGACAAUGGGCGGGGUGCUGACGAUCCUGUCGCUGCUGGUCAGAAACUUAGCCGAGCUGAGGUCAUCGAGAUGGCUAUUGAAGCAAUGUCAACUGUGCAUGGUGUUGACUACAAGCCCUCCGAAAUUGAGAUCGGUAUUGUGUCGACAAGUCCAGAAGAAGAUGUCAAAACACAGGGAUCGUGGCGAACGAUGGACGAAUCGGAAAUUGAGAAACACCUGUUGGCGUAUGCUGAGAAGGAUUAGU
Molecule: messenger RNA, 851 nt
Organism: Lentinula edodes (shiitake mushroom)
Lineage: Eukaryota; Fungi; Basidiomycota; Agaricomycetes; Agaricales; Omphalotaceae
Product: nucleophile aminohydrolase
Exons: 7
Coding region: 59-850 (263 amino acids)
Biological process (GO): ubiquitin-dependent protein catabolic process
Cellular component (GO): cytosol; proteasome core complex; proteasome core complex, alpha-subunit complex
Source: RefSeq, a predicted model, not a curated record